AUGACCACUUCACAAUUUGCUAGUUCCGAAGACAACACCGGCGGAAGUGAUGACCACUUCACAAUCAUUGCUAGUUCCAAAGACGACACCGGCGGAAAUGAUGGCCACUUCACAAUCUUUGCUAGUUCCAAAGACGACACCGGCGGAAAUGAUGGCCACUUCACAAUCUUUGCUAGUUCCAAAGACGACACCGGCGGAGUGAUCACCGCUUCGCAAUCUUUGCUAGUUCCAAAGACGACACUGGCGGAGUGA
Molecule: messenger RNA, 252 nt
Organism: Clonostachys rhizophaga
Lineage: Eukaryota; Fungi; Ascomycota; Sordariomycetes; Hypocreales; Bionectriaceae
Source: the annotation of a GenBank genome assembly